This is a messenger RNA of Closterium sp. NIES-67, 1994 nucleotides long. NCBI's taxonomy places the organism in Eukaryota, Viridiplantae, Streptophyta, Zygnematophyceae, Desmidiales, Closteriaceae. The record is from the annotation of a GenBank genome assembly.
ACCAUAAGCUCCGCAUUGCAAGCACGAAAUCGACCUCGUUUCACGCAAAUGACGGCGAAAGACGAGAAUGCGGGCCACGCGGCGGAUCCCGAGCCAAUCACGGGCGAGGUGCUGUUCUGUGGGGGAACGGACUGGCACACGAUCGGACGGUCGGAUGCGAAAAGCAAGGGCAAGGGCAAGGGCGCCGCGGCCGCAGCAGCCGCCAAGGACGCCGCACGAUUCCCGCUGCUCACCGAGCCGCACCGACUCGCACCGCUGAAGGACGUGCGGAUCGUCGCUGUGGCCACUGGAUGCGCGGCGGCUCACUGCCUGGCGGUGGAUGCGGACGGGCGCUGCUACUCCUGGGGGCGGAACGAGUGUGGUCAGCUGGCGCACGGACAUCUCACGGACCUCAAUCAGCCCACCAUCAUUGAAGCCCUUGCAGGCACAAGAAUAGUGGCCGUGGCGUCUGGCCGCAACCACUCCCUUGCUGUUGCACAGGACGGCAGUGCCUGGGCGUGGGGGUCCAACAAGUACGGCCAGCUCGGCAUUGGCUCCCUCAAAACAGAGAACGAGAAGAAGCCAGUGCAGAGCACAGUGAAGGCCGUGCGCACCGUGGCAUGUGGGGCCGAGUUCUCCUGCUGGAUCACCACCCCCUCCUCCACACCUUCAUCAACCACUGCCACCCCACCUUCUGCUGCUGCUGCUGCCCCCUCCGAGCCCCCCUGUGCGGCCAACUUGUUGACAGCAGGCCUGCCGCAAUACGGGCAGCUGGGGCACGGCACCGACAACGAGUACAACGCCAAGGACUCCUCAGUGAAGCUGGUGUACGCCCCUCAGCCCACUCCACGCACCGUGGCUGCUCUGGCAGGCCGGGAGAUGACCAAAGUGGCAUGCGGCACCAACCACACCGUGGCUGUGGACUCCAAGGGCUUUGUCUUCACGUGGGGGUUUGGAGGGUUCGGUCGGCUGGGGCACAAGGAGCAGAAGGACGAGUGGAGGCCGCGCCUGGUGGACGUCUUUCAGCGCCAGAACACUCUUCCCGCCACCGCUGUCGUUGCUGCUGGCGGUGCCUUCUCCGCAUGCACGGCUGGCGGCGGGCAGCUGUACGUGUGGGGCAAAGUGAAGCAGACGGGCGACUGCUGGAUGUAUCCCAAGCCCCUGCUGGACCUCAGCGGGUGGCACAUCCGCAGCAUGGCGUGCGGGCCCGCCACCUCGUGUGUGGCUGCUGACGCCUCCACUAUUUCGUGGGGCAUGGCGCAGCAUGGGGAGCUCGGCUAUGGACCCAAGGGCGCCAAGUCGUCAGCCAACCCAAAGAAGAUCGAUGCCCUUGAAGGCAUGCACAGCAUACAGGUUGCGGGCGGUGUGGGCUUCUUUCUGCACCUGGUGUCGCGCACUGGCGCCCCUGAUGCCACUGAGGAGAAGAGGAAGAAGGCUGGGGAGCUGCUCGCUGGGCUCCCGGUGUUCACCCCUGAGGCAGACUCUGUCUCUCAGUCGACUGCCAAGGGCAAGGCGGCGGGCACUAAGAAGGCAUCGAAAAAGGUGGCGAAAGGGCAGGCUGCAGGAGAUGAAGAGGAGGACGAGGAUGUGGAAGAAGUGGGGGGGGAUGAGGAAGAAGAAGAGGAGGAAGAGGAAGAAAGUGAGGGUGAAGAGGAAGAAAGUGAGGGUGAAGAGGAAGAAAGUGAGGGUGAAGAGGAGAGUGCAUCGAAGAAGAGGAAAGGGCGAGGUGGGAGGGGGAGCAGUGCAGGGGCAAAGAAGGGCCGAGGAGCAGCAGCAGCUGCUGGCAAGGGGAGGGGCGCAGGGAAGCGGAAGGCAGCAGCUGCAGUGGGGGCCAAGGGGAAGGCUGCAAGAGGGCGGGGCAAGGGGAAGAGGAAGUAGGGUUUUGAUGUGACUGUAGGAACUUUGAUCCGGACAUAGUGUAUUGUGCUCAGGGCAAUGAUAUCCUGCUCUUUGGUUCCUUUUUGCCCCAUGGUCAUUGUAUAAUGCAACGAUUUUGUGCAUGAAUGCUUUCCUUG